CAGUGAGGCAGCACCAUGCUGGCUCCAAAGAAAGGCCUCCUGUGCAACCUCAACCACAUCCACCUGCAGCACAUCUCCCUGGGGCUGCACCUCUCGCGGCACCCCGAGCUCCAGGACACGGAUGGUUCCACCGGAGGGGGAGACCAGACCGGCUGCACCCACUGCCCAGAGAACCGGGAGCCAGUGGAUGCCAAUUCCAACAAUCCCUCCGUGAAAUGCCGGUGCUGCGAGUCCCACGCUCCAGAGCCGGAGACGCUCGGGCUCCAGAACCAGGCAGUGCAGGAGGAUUUCCCCUGCCUGCACAGCGGAGACGAGGAGGAGGCGGCUUCCCCUUGUGAUCCCCCUUGUGAUCUGGCUUCUUCCUCCUCCUCCUCCUCCUCCUCCUCUGUCAGUAGCUGCUCGGAUUUCAGCUUGGAUGACUCCCCAGUCUCGGUGUACUGCAAGGAGUUCGCCAGGGAAGAGUCCCAGUCCCCUGACCAGCAGCUGAACGUCAUUCCCAUAGAAAACGCCCAGGAUGGCGAAUCUCUGGCUGACCAGGACAGGACAUGCGAUGGGAGAGAUGCCAACCACAACUCCCCGGUGCUCCGGAGAGCCACUGCCGUGGCCAGCAAGAGCCCAGACAGCCUCUGCAGCAACAACUCGCUCGAUUCCCACUGCGAUGAGCUCUCUCCCAGCACAGCAGCACAGGAGACCUGCUCUGACCUGGACCCCAACUGCAACCCCCUCCCCGAGCCCGAUGCUGCCCCUCCAGCACCGCCGCCUGUGCCGGAACGGCGGCACCCCGAGAUGCCGAGCAGCGCUCCGGAGCCGCGGCCCCGGCCCGGGGGGCUCCCCCCGCCCGUGCCCCCUCGGCCCCGGCGGCGGCUGCAGGUGCUCAAUGCGCUCGGGCCAGCAGAGCCCAAGGCCGGCCCAGGGGAGCUCUGCAGAGACACGGGCACCAAAACCAUCACCUCCUUCCACGAGCUGGCCCAGAGGAGGAAGAGGAACGUGGCUGUGCCCACAAUCGCCCAGGCCAGGGUUGACCGCAGCGACUGGCUGAUCGUGUUCUCGCCCGACACGGAGCUGCCCCCCACCAGCGAGCUCCUGGGCCAGGAGCCAGCCCAGCCCCAGCCCCAGCCCCAGCAGGACGGGCCAGCGAGGCCUCCCGGCUCCAGACAGAGAGAGGUGACAACGUUCAAGGAGCUGCGGUCCCGCAGUGCCGCCAGGCAGCCCAAGGGGCAGCGGGCAGAGCCGGCCCAGCACCCCGCUGUGCCCCCGGGCACGGGCACGGGCUGGGGACCCCCCGCUCCCACGGGGGGACAGGCGCUGGCACCCAGCGACAGCCACCAGCUGAGAAGGAGACCCCGGCCCAGCCUGCAGCCCAUCGCGGAGGGGCAGCCCAGGGAUGUGGAGAAAGGGGCGCUGCCCGCAGGGGAAAAGGGGCUGGGCACUGCCGCGCUCCGGAGGCUCGGGGACCCCGCGGCGCCACGGGCAGCCCCGAGAGGAGAUGAGACCAGCUCGGGGGGUGACGCGCUUCCUCCGCCUCGGGCCCGGCCCCGCCGCCCAGCCCGGCCCGGCCCCGCCGCCCUUCGCUCCGCCGCCGGCCCCGGCUCCAUGAGCCGGAGCGAUUUGGGCCCCGCCGCCGGCCCCGCUCCUCCCCCGGCCCCGGGCUGCGCUCCAGCCGCUGCCGCCCCGCCUGACCCCGCUGUCCCGCUCUCUCCAGCCAGGCCCGAGCCGCUCGUCCCUGGAGCCGCCGCUGGAGCCGCCGCUGGAGCCGCCGCUGGAGCCGCCCGGCCCGGCGGGGGGAGAGCGGACGGGCCCCAUGGAGAGCAAACGAAAGCGCUGCUGGUCGCCGUCAGCUCCGCCGUGGACAAGGUCAUCGCCCACUUCAGCACCGCACGGAACGUGGUGCAGAAGGCCCAGCUGGGGGACAGCCGGCUCAACCCCGACGUGGGGUACCUGCUGCUGCACACGCUCUGCCCUGCCCUCUACGCCCUGGUGGAGGACGGGCUGAAGCCCUUCCAGAAGGAUGUUAUCACAGGCCAGAGGAAAAAUUCCCCCUGGAGUGUGGUGGAAGCCUCUGUGAAGACAGGCCCCAACACCCGCUCCCUGCACUCCCUGUGCUGGCACGUGGCCGGGCUGGCCCCCCUCAGCAGCACCAGGCAGAAGUUCCACGCCUUCAUCCUUGGCCUUCUGAACAUUAAACAGCUGGAGUUGUGGAUAUCUCACCUGCAGAAGAGCCCAGGUGUGAUCUCUGUGCUUUACUCACCCACGGCCUUCUUCGCCCUGAGCCAAGGCCCUCUUCCCCACCUUGCUGACGAGCUGCUGCUGCUCAUCCAGCCCCUCUCAGUGCUGACUUUCCACCUGGACUUGCUCUUUGAACACCACCACCUCUCCGUGGACGUCCGGCCCUUGUCCCGCCGCCUGGAGUCGCCGCUGUCACCCCGUCCCGGGGCUGCGUCUCAGCAGGGUCAGGGUGCUGCUGCCAGGGACAGCCUGGAGGAUGAGACCCCCCCUGAUGCUCUGGGCAGGGUUGGGGGCACAGGGGGCAGCACAAGGGCUCGGUCCCAAGCCACCAUGGGUGGGCUGGUCCCUGCCCCCCCAGUGGGGGCUGCCCUGCAGGAAACCUGGCAGCACGUGCUGCGCUGGGGCGACCAGCUCAGCCGCACCUUGCUGGGAUCUGACACCCCCCCCGAGGGCCACGGGCCUGAGGAGGGCACUGGGGGGACUGGGGCUGGCCUCAGUGGCUGGUGGGGCCAGCUGAGCCAGAGCUCCAGGAUUUACACUGCUCCUAGCAAGGAAAAGUUCCCCUUGGUCUGGUGGACAAAGCUGCGGGCGGCGGCAGGGGAUCCCAGCCCGGGCCAGGCUGUGCAAUCCCAAACUUCCAGAGGCACAGAGCUGCAGCUGCUUCAGACCAAAGCUGUCCCUGAAUGCUCUGGCCCAAAGCCCAGCAGCAGCACUGACACCUCAGGCACAUCUUCCCCUGAAGACCUCUUCUUGCCCACUACAAGAGCACUGACCAAGCUGGAUGAUCCCACUGCUGGAAAGAAUCUCCUGGCUGCUUCCCCAGAGCCUCCUGCCGGCAGGAACCAGGCAGCACCUUCUGGCCCAGAGAUGGGGAACCCUAGUCCUGACAAGGGCAGCUGGCUGGGACGGCUCUUUGGAGCCACCAACCCCUCGUCCAGGAGCUUCUCCCCCAACCCUGACACCGCCUUGGCCAGGUCCAGGAGACCAUCCCGCUGGCUGUGCCCCAGCCCCGUCCUGGCCGGGGUGGUGAAGGGUCUGGCGCCCGACAGGAGCCGCGCCCCGGAGCAGCCGGGCAGGAGCAGCCCCGCCCCGCCCCAGCCCCGCAGGGCAGUCCGGGCGCUGUGCGACCACACGGGCACCGCCGACGGGCACCUGAGCUUCCACAAAGGAGACAUCCUGGAGCUUCUCUCCACUGUGGAUGAAGACUGGAUCCGCUGCUGCCAUGGAAACAGCACCGGCCUCGUUCCUGUUGGUUACACGUCUCUGAUUUUGUGAGGAGGAGGAGGAAGGAAGGGACCUGAGGAAGCAGCUGAGCUUUGCCGGGGCGGGUGCCAGCCCUGGGAGUCUCCUGCCACCUCCAGGGCUGGCAGCUCCCAGGGGACCCUGCCCUGUGCCUGUCACUGCUGCAUGAUGUCACCGUGUGCCACCGUGUCGCCCGGACCCGCUGGCGCUGAGCCGCGGCUCCUCUUUGGGAGGAGCUUUUUUGGGAGCCUCUCUGGCUCGUUCCUCAGCUGCUGCUGCCCACCCUGUGCCAGGGCCGGCUCCUUUCCCUGCCCGGACCUCGCACUGCCCCGUGUCACCUCCGUGCCCUCGUGUCCUGCCACCGCUGCCACCUCCUCGUGUCCCGCUCUGCCCCGGGGCCAGCGCGCAGUCCCAGCACUCUGUAAAUAAUUGUAACCACACCAAUGAGCUUGGUUUGUUCCACGGGGGGGAAAAAAAAGCUGGAAAUAAAGGUUGUGACUCACGUG
This is a messenger RNA of Oenanthe melanoleuca, 3974 nucleotides long. It is a transcript of the gene RUSC1, whose product is annotated as RUN and SH3 domain containing 1. Gene Ontology annotation, molecular function: protein binding. The coding region runs from base 16 to 3501 and encodes 1161 amino acids. The record is from RefSeq and is a predicted model, not a curated record. Lineage: Eukaryota; Metazoa; Chordata; Aves; Passeriformes; Muscicapidae. Gene Ontology annotation, cellular component: cytoplasmic vesicle. The transcript is spliced from 9 exons.